AUGGUGCCUUCGUGGCUGAUCUUGGUCGUCUUCAGCAUUACCACCGCGGUUGUGAUGAGUUCUGUCCGGGCGGAACGGUGCGACCAAGGAAUUUCGGUUUGUUCCGUGGACCAGUUCUGCGACGAGCACAGCUACUCCUGCAAAAGCUGUAAAGUUAUUUGUGCCGAUGAGAGUCUGGACUGCAGGGAUAAGUGCAAAGAUUACCUCAUUUCAUCGCUCAAAACAUCCGCCCGAAUCAACACGAUAACGAUUGGUGUGCUGUCCGGCGUGGUAGCGAUCCUCCUCAUCGUAGUGUUUCUAUUGUUUUUGAAGCUCAAACGUGUCACGAUCGUAUGUCCCCGGCUGCCGUGGCAAACGAAGAACGAUGCGACCCCCACCGUGGCGAUGACGCACGAAAAUCCGAACACGAAAAGCCCCACGAGAACGCCGAAGAAUCCGGCCAACCUGACCAGGCAGAACACGCAGCAAACGACGACCACCGGCACGCCGGACCAGGAUGUGGAAAAUCAAACCACCAUCACGACGGUCACCAGCAACCGCUACCCGGCGGAAGAUUCCACCGAAGGGCUGGCCUACGUGAACCACGCGUGCAACGUGACGCCAACCAGCAAUGGUUCCGCUCCUCGAUACUAGAAGGAAUUUGUUUUGAUGCGCAAAAGCUCCCGAAAU
Messenger RNA from Anopheles coustani, 669 nucleotides. RefSeq lists its product as uncharacterized. Lineage: Eukaryota; Metazoa; Arthropoda; Insecta; Diptera; Culicidae. The record is from RefSeq and is a predicted model, not a curated record. Bases 1 to 633 code for a protein of 210 amino acids. The transcript has 3 exons.